Molecule: messenger RNA, 1855 nt
Organism: Macaca mulatta (Rhesus monkey)
Lineage: Eukaryota; Metazoa; Chordata; Mammalia; Primates; Cercopithecidae
Gene: PON3
Product: paraoxonase 3
Biological process (GO): response to toxic substance
Cellular component (GO): extracellular region
Molecular function (GO): arylesterase activity
Source: RefSeq, a predicted model, not a curated record
AGGCGGAACCGCCCGCCGCGCCUCCGGAAGCUCUCGGCGCUGCGCGUCGCCUCUGAGCACCCGAGACCAUGGGGAAGCUGGUGGCGCUGGUCCUGCUGGGGGUCGGCCUGUCCUUAGUCGGGGAGAUGUUCCUGGCGUUUAGGAUUGGGUUUUAUCUUCUACAGAGAAAGGAUGAGUGCCUCUCGAGAAGUGCAGCCAGUAGAACCUGAAAACUGCCGCCUUAUUGAGGAACUUGAAAAUGGCUCUGAAGAUAUUGAUAUACUUCCUAGUGGGCUGGCUUUUAUCUCCAGUGGAUUAAAAUAUCCAGGCCUGCCAAACUUUGCACCAGAUGAGCCAGGAAAAAUCUUCUUGAUGGAUCUGAAUGAACAAAAUCCAAGGGCACAAGCACUAGAAAUCAGUGGUGGAUUUGACAAAGAAUUAUUUAAUCCACAUGGGAUCAGUAUUUUCAUCGACAAAGACCAUACAGUGUAUCUUUAUGUUGUGAAUCAUCCCCACAUGAAGUCCACCGUGGAGAUAUUUAAAUUUGAGGAACAACAACGUUCUCUGGUAUACCUGAAAACUAUAAAACACGAACUUCUCAAAAGUGUGAAUGACAUUGUGGUACUUGGACCAGAACAGUUCUAUGCCACCAGAGACCACUAUUUUACCAACCCCUUCCUGUCAUUAUUUGAGAUGAUCUUGGAUCUUCGCUGGACUUAUGUUCUUUUCUACAGCCCAAGAGAGGUUAAAGUGGUGGCCAAAGGAUUUUGUAGUGCCAAUGGGAUCGCAGUCUCAGCAGACCAGAAGUAUGUCUAUGUAGCUGAUGUAGCAGCUAAGAACAUUCACAUAAUGGAAAAACAUGAUAACUGGGAUUUAACUCAACUGAAGGUGAUACAGUUGGGCACCUUAGUAGAUAACCUGACUGUCGAUCCUGCCACAGGAGACAUUUUGGCAGGAUGCCAUCCUAAUCCUAUGAAGCUGCUGAUCUAUAACCCUGAGGACCCUCCAGGAUCAGAAGUACUUCGCAUCCAGAAUGUUUUGUCUGAGAAACCCAGGGUGAGCACCGUGUAUGCCAACAAUGGCUCUGUGCUUCAGGGCACCUCUGUGGCUUCCGUGUACCAUGGGAAAAUUCUCAUAGGCACUGUAUUUCACAAAACUCUGUAUUGUGAGCUCUAGACGCUAGAUGGUUAAAAAAAAAAAAAAAAAGUCUACAUAUUUGGUAAAAGUAAGCUGAUAAUUGUAUAAGUGGAACUGCAAGUAAAUAGCAAACAACAACCAGUGAGUGUGGCUUUUCUUAUGGAUAGAAGUAAAGGAGCAGACAGAGAUUCCAUGAUAGCCAUCAAAUUGCAAGUCAGGUUAAUGACAGUCCAACAAGAAGCCAAACUUUACAGCUCUUUGUUAGCAGCCCCAGUAUUCUUUCUACAAUAAAACAUGUGGACGAUGUCCAGUGAGGUCUCCAACUCACCUAGAGGUCCUUGGUAACUGGGUCCAAGUUUCUUCCUACAGUUUUGAUGUUCUGGGUCUCCUACAGUCCAGACCAAGAGAAAAGCUAAUGUUCACGUAUUUACAACCCCUGUUCUCUCCCACAAGUUGUGCUGGGCAUAGACUGUUAAUUAAGUGUUCCAGUCUGCAGAUAAAGCAAGAAUUAGCAUCAUGAGAACUUGCAUUCUCCCCGGGUACUGACACAUAGGAAAUCGGGUUCUGAGAAAUCUGACAGAUGGGCCUCAGAGGCUACCUUAGGGCAGACGGGGCUUAUCUGUAAUAGGCUGUUAUUUGUAUUGAUGCUUGUAUCUAAAGUACAGUUGGCCCUCUGUAACUGUGAGUUCUACAUCCGUGGAUUCGACCAACCAGAGAUUAAAAAUAUUUGGAAAAAAAA